GGACAGAGUCUCGGUCACAAACAACUAGAACACCCUACUCCACCCCUCCUUUCCUCAGUGCUGUGAACUCAGAGCAGCAGGACAAAGUGCCUGGGACAAGGACAGAAGGCUGAAGCAGCCAUGGGCCCUGAAGGAGCUGGCCUCCUUGGGGGCAGGUGGUCCCUGCCUCUCUUGCUUCUGUUUGCCAUGGGAGGCACUGUUCAGGAGUCCCCACCCCAGAUCUUAGUUCACCCACAGGACCAGCUGCUCCAGGGCUCCGGCUCUGCCAAGAUGAGCUGCAAAGCCUCAGGCCAGCCACCCCCCACCAUCCACUGGCUGCUGAAUGGACAGCCCCUCAACAUAGAUAUGGACCUAUACCACCUCUUCUCCGAUGGAACCCUUCUCCUGCUGCGGCCCCCCACACAGGGACGAGUUCAUGAUGACCAGGUCCUGUCCACAAUCCUGGGUGUCUACACUUGUGAGGCCAGAAACCGGCUGGGCACGGCAGUCAGCAGGGGUGCUCGGCUGUCUGUGGCUGUCCUCUGGGAGGAUUUCCAGAUCCAACCCCAAGACACAGUGGCCCUAGAGGGUGAGCAGGUGAUUCUGGAAUGUGGGCCUCCCUGGGGCUACCCAGAACCCACAGUCUCAUGGUGGAAAGACGGGAAACCCCUGGACCUCCAGCAAGGGCGGCUCACGGUAUCCAGCGGCUCAUUGCUGAUGUCAAGAGCAGAGAAGAGUGACACAGGGAUCUAUAUGUGUGCAGCCACCAACAUUGCAGGACAACGGGAAAGUAGAGCGGCCAGGGUAUACAUACGGGAGGCCCAAGACCACACCGAGCCUCUGGAGCUUCUGGCUGUGCGAAUUCACCUAGAAAAUGUGACCCUGCUGAAUCCAGACCCCAAGAAGGGCCCCAAGGCUGGGCCGGCUGUAUGGCUCAGCUGGAAGGUGAGUGGUCCUGCUGCACCUGCUCAGUCCUACACAGCCUUGUUCAGGGCCCAGGCAGCCCAGGGAGGUCAGAAAGCUCCAUGGGCAGAGGUGCUGCUGGAUGGCUGGCAGAGCGCAGAGCUUGGGGGACUCCACUGGGGCCAAGGCUAUGAGUUCAAAGUGAGACCAUCCUCUGGCCGGGCUCGAGGACCUGACAGCAAUGUGUUGCUCCUGAAGCUGCCAGAACAAGUACCCAGUGCCCCACCCCAGGAAGUGACCCUAAAACAUGACAACAGCAGCAUCCUAGUGAGCUGGGUCCCACCACCUGCUGAAAACCACAAUGGCAUCAUCCGUGGCUACCAGGUCUGGAGCCUUGGCAACGCCUCAUCGCCUCCAGUCAACUGCACUGUCGUGGGGGCGCAGACCCAGCUGGAGAUCGACACCCGGAUGUCAGGCUCCUACUGUGUGCAAGUGGCUGCAGUCACUGGGGCUGGGGCUGGGGAACCCAGUACCCCUGUCUGCCUCCUUUUAGAGCAGGCCAUGGAGCGAUCAGCUCAGGAACCCAGUGAUCACGGUCCCUGGACCCUGGAGCGGCUGAGGGCCACCUUGAAGAGGCCAGAGGUCAUCGCCAGUGGAGGUGUCCUGCUCUGGCUACUGCUGCUGGGCAUUGCAGUGUGCAUCUACCGCCGGCGCCAAGCGAGGGUACACAUGGGCCCAGGUCUGUACAGAUACACCAGUGAGGACGCCAUCCUAAAACACAGGAUGGACCACAGUGACUCGCCCUGGCUGGCAGACACCUGGCGAUCCACCUCUGGCUCUCGGGACCUGAGCAGCAGCAGCAGCCUCAACAGCCGGCUGGGAAUGGACCCUCGGGACCCACUAGACUGCCGGCGCUCCCUGAUCUCCUGGGACCCCCGAAGCCCCGGGGUGCCCCUGCUUCCAGACACCAGUACUUUUUAUGGCUCCCUCAUCGCUGAGAUGCCUUCCAGCCCACCAGCCCGGCCAAGUCCUCAGGCGCCAGCUGCCAGGCGCCUCCCUCCCCAGCUGGUCCGGACCUCCAGCCCCUGGCCCAGCUCAGACAGCCUAUGCAGCCGCAGGGGCCUGGCCUCUCCACGUGUGUCUCUGGGCCCUGCAGAGGCUUGGAAGGCCAAGAAGAAGCAAGAACUGCACCAAGCCAACAGCUCUCCCCUGCUCCGAGGCAGCCACUCCUUGGAGCUCUGGGCUUGGGAGCUGGGACACAGAGGCUCCAAGAAUCUUUCCCAAAGCCCAGGCCCAGGCUCCUGUUCCCCUGGAGCUGUGCCGGGGGCUCUGGUGGCCUGGCGGGCCCUGGGACCUCAGUUCCUCUGCAAUUCCAAUGAGCUAGCAACUCGUCCUCUCCCGCCAGUCCCUCUCUCUCCUGGCAGAGCCCUCACUCAGAGUCCACAGAACCAGCCCUCAGGGGAACCUGAAGCUUCCACCCCCCUCCCUGGCCUUAGCCUCCCCAGGCCUCCCAGCCCCCAGGCCUCUUCCCUCUCUGGUCUCAGCCCAGCUUCCAGCCACCUGUCCAGCUCUUCGCUGUCCUCUCUGGGGGAGGAUCAGGACAGUGUGCUGACCCCUGAGGAGGUGGCCCUGUGCCUGGAACUCAGUGAGGGUGAGGAGACGCCCAGGAACAGCGUCUCUCCUAUGCCCAGAGCACCUUCGCCCCCUACAACCUAUGGGUACAUCAGCAUCCCGACAGCCUCAGAGCUGGCAGACAUGGGCAGGGCUGGAGGAGGGGUGGCGUCUGAAGUGGGGGGCUUGUUGUGCACACCUCGGCCCUGCCCCACCCCCACCCCCAGCGAGGGCUCCCUGGCCAAUGGCUGGGGCUCAGCCUCUGAGGACAACGCCCCCAGCGCCAGAGCCAGCCUGGUCAGCUCUUCCGAUGGCUCCUUCCUCGCUGAUGCCCACUUUGCCCGUGCCCUGGCCGUAGCUGUGGAUAGUUUUGGUUUGGGUCUGGAGCCCCGGGAGGCCGACUGCGUGUUCACUGAUGCCUCAUCACCUCCUUCCCCACGGGAUGACCUCUUCCUGACACCCACCCUUUCCCUGCCAUUAUGGGAGUGGAGGCCAGACUGGUUGGAGGACAUAGAGAUCAACCACACCCAGCAGACAGGAAGAGGGCUGCCUCCUUGGACCCCUGACUCUGGCAUCUCUUCCCAGCAAAGUCAGCUCAGCCGUCCUGUGCCCAAGGCUGGUGAUUCCUCCUGAACUGAGUUCCUGAGAUAGCCAGAAGGACAUCAGAGCCCCGCUUCCCAUCUGCUCACAAGGCCUGGCCCGUGACCUACGUUUCUCUGCCUUCAGGAGAGUUCUCUCACCAAGAUUGCUUAAAAAAAUAAAAAGGAAGGAAGGAAGGAAGGAAGGAAGGAAGGAAGGAAGAAAGAAAGAAA
Messenger RNA from Fukomys damarensis (Damara mole-rat), 3305 nucleotides. RefSeq names its product roundabout guidance receptor 4 (gene Robo4). Bases 121 to 3126 code for a protein of 1001 amino acids. NCBI's taxonomy places the organism in Eukaryota, Metazoa, Chordata, Mammalia, Rodentia, Bathyergidae. Gene Ontology annotation, biological process: axon guidance; cell-cell adhesion. The record is from RefSeq and is a predicted model, not a curated record. Gene Ontology annotation, cellular component: axon; plasma membrane. The transcript has 18 exons. Gene Ontology annotation, molecular function: protein binding.